Messenger RNA from Penicillium argentinense, 459 nucleotides. RefSeq names its product RNA-binding protein. The transcript is spliced from 2 exons. Bases 1 to 459 code for a protein of 152 amino acids. The record is from RefSeq and is a predicted model, not a curated record. Gene Ontology annotation, molecular function: RNA binding. NCBI's taxonomy places the organism in Eukaryota, Fungi, Ascomycota, Eurotiomycetes, Eurotiales, Aspergillaceae.
AUGAGUGACAAAACCAGACUCAAAAGCACGGUCUAUGUGGGUGGCCUUGACCAAGCUGUCACGGCCAACACGCUGGCUGAAGCUUUUGUGCCAUUCGGAGAAAUCGUCGACAUCUCUCUCCCCAAACCGGAUCAGCCCAAUUCCUCCGACAAGCACCGCGGAUUUGGAUACGUGGAAUUCGAGCACGCGGAGGAUGCCCACGAGGCUAUCUACAACAUGGAUGGGAGCGAAAUCUAUGGCCGUACCAUCAAGGUUGCGGCGGCGAAACCCCAGAAGGAUGUUAAUGAGGGCCUGGGCAGCAAGACUGCCAUCUGGGAACAGGAGGGAUAUCUUGCCAAGCACGCAGUGAGCGAAGAAGACCGACAAGCUACCGAACAGGCCCAGGCCGCAGGUGAUCGUCCUCAAGACCCGAUGCAAGGCCUGGAACAGCUCGACGUUGCGGGUCCGAAGCUCGAGUGA